This is a messenger RNA of Propithecus coquereli (Coquerel's sifaka), 1891 nucleotides long. It is a transcript of the gene TSEN2, whose product is annotated as TSEN2 tRNA splicing endonuclease subunit. The coding region runs from base 80 to 1480 and encodes 466 amino acids. Gene Ontology annotation, cellular component: tRNA-intron endonuclease complex. The record is from RefSeq and is a predicted model, not a curated record. Gene Ontology annotation, biological process: tRNA-type intron splice site recognition and cleavage; tRNA splicing, via endonucleolytic cleavage and ligation. Lineage: Eukaryota; Metazoa; Chordata; Mammalia; Primates; Indriidae. The transcript has 12 exons. Gene Ontology annotation, molecular function: nucleic acid binding; tRNA-intron lyase activity.
GCGAUGUCUGCCCCCUGGCCGGCGUUGCUGGAGUAACUGCGAGCGCUUGGGGCCAACGAAGAAGAAUCCCCCCUGAAAAAUGGCAGAAGCUGUUUUCCACGCCCCAAAAAGGAAAAGAAGAGUGUAUGAGAAUUAUGAGUCUCCAUGGCCAAUCCCUUUUGAUCAGGACCAAAGUCCUAAGAAAGAAUUCAGGAUAUUCCAUGCCGAAAUGAUUAACAACAAUGUGAUUGUGAGGAACGCAGAGGACAUCCAACAGCUCUAUGGGAAAGGUUAUUUUGGAAAAGGUAUUCUUUCAAGAAGCCGUCCAAACUUCACCAUUUCAGAUCCUAAGCUUGUUGCUAAAUGGAAAGAUAUGAAGACAAACAUGCCUAUCAUCACGUCAGAGAAGUAUCAGCAUCGUGUAGAAUGGGCGGCAAAGCUCCUGCGUAGACAGGGGCAGGAUGAGAGUACCGUGCAUAGAAUCCUCAAGGAUUACAUAAAACCACUUGAGUGUCCUCGUAUAAAAAGAAAUGAAGACUUUCAAUCGCCCAAUGAGCGUAACGCUGAAAUGGUUUCCAGCGUGGAAGGCACAGCAGGGAGAGGGAAACCUUCUGUGAUGAAUGGAGACUCUGGAAAGUCAGAUGCUAUGGAGGACCUGAGUGAGCCAUCAGACUGCCUGCAGGAGGACUCUGGGAGGGACCCACCAACUACAGGUGGCCACCGUGACCGCGUGGUAGAUGACACUGCACCUCUGCCCCAAGUCUGUUGCUGCAAACCAGAUGCUGUAAUCCCCCAGUGUGGCCCUCACCCUGAGCAUGGCGGCAAACACGCAUGUCUCCUCUGUGCAAGAGAGAGAGGGCCUGACCAUGAGUAUGUGCUUGUGGAGGAAGUGGCGUGUAACAGGAACGAGAGUGAGGAUGCCCCAAAUGAGGACUUGGUACAAAGAAAGAGACUAAUAUGCAGAAGAAAUCCAUGUAGGAUCUUUGAGUAUUUGCAACUCAGCCUAGAAGAGGCCUUCUUUCUGGUCUAUGCCCUGGGAUGUCUCAGUAUUUACUAUGAGAAGGAGCCUUUAACGAUAGUGAAGCUCUGGAAAGCUUUCUCUGUAGUUCAGCCCACAUUCAGGACGACCUACAUGGCCUACCACUACUUCCGAAGCAAGGGCUGGGUGCCCAAAGUGGGACUCAAGUACGGAACAGAUUUAUUGCUGUAUCGGAAAGGCCCUCCGUUUUACCACGCAAGUUACUCUGUCAUUAUCGAGCUAGUCGAUGACCAUUUUGAAGGCUCUCCUCGCAGACCUUUCAGUUGGAAGUCACUGGCUGCCUUGAGCAGAGUUUCAGUUAAUGUCUCUAAGGAACUUAUGCUGUGCUAUUUGAUUAAACCCUCUACCAUGACUGACAAAGAAAUGGAGUCACCAGAAUGUAUGAAAAGAAUUAAAGUUCAGGAGGUGAUUCUAAGUCGAUGGGUUUCUUCACGAGAGAGGAGUGAUCAAGACGAACUUUAAAAGUUCAGCCUCAGAUUUCUAGUUUCACCAGCAACUACCGCAUCUCCUACAAUAUGCCACAUUCAGGGCUAGGUAAAAAGUCCUUUUACUGAAAUCACCUGUUAAUUUAAAAGACAUCUUGCUCCCAGCACCAGAAAACUGUCAGUGUUUUAAAAGAGAAAAUUACAUAGAGGAGGAAAAAGAGCCCUGGGCUGUCCUCGACUUGGUCACUAGCUCUGACUGAUUCUGUGCUUCAUGCCUCUGGCCUCAGUCUGUGUCCUCAUCCAGUCACGGGGAGGUUGGACUAGACGAGUCCCCAGAGGACUCUUCCAGCAACCAGGAAAUUAUUCUCUGAUUUCACCUGAAAGUGGUAGUAGUUUACAUUUACAUAGUAGAGUUUAUAAAGCACUUUCAUACGUAGGUAUCCCUUGU